AUGGCAGCGAAGGCCAAGAACAACAAGGUGGGGAAUGAAUUGGGUUGUGGUCUCGUGGGGAGAAUCCUCCAACUCAAAAGCUACAGGGUGAGAAAAUCAUCUGUUCAUUCACUACCCAUGAAGGCUAGCAACAAUGCACAGAGCAAUCAUGGCAAAAAUGAACCCAAGAAGUCUCAAAAUGAAGAAUCAAAGGUUCCACGAAGAAGCUCAAACAAUCAAAAUUGGAGGCAUUCAGAUGCUGCACGAAGCUCAACAUCAUCAUCAUCCACUGGUAGUUCAUCCCACACAAAGGUUCAACAAAACAAGGACACCAAUGAUGAGAGCAAGUUACAUAGAGAGCCCACGGGUAAUUCUCUCGAACUUGCCAGGAUAAGUACUAGUCAACAGCGAGAUAAUGAAAGCCACAAAUCUCAGGCCAAAGAUUUUGGUGCCUUGAAACUCACUGGGAAUUUGCUUGUAAGUAACACACCGAGAAGAAAGAGUGUGGAAUUCAUAGCUAAGAAUGCAGAGUUGAGCUCUAUGACCAGUUCAUACAGUAAUGCAAGCAAAGGCGUGAUGGGGAAUAUCAUGAGGAAGAACAGCAAUGAGCUUGCACAGUUUCUAAGUCCAAAGCACAACAGAGUGAGCCCUGAAGUGUUGAAGUCCAUGGGAAAUGAAGCAUACAAGCAGGGAAAAUUUGAAGAGGCUUUGGCUUUGUAUGACCGAGCAAUUGCUCUUGAUUCAAAAACGGCAACGUAUCAUUGCAACAAGAGUGCAGCUUUAAUUGGCUUAGGAAGGUUUCAGGAAGCAAUUUUUGAGUGCCAGGAAUCUAUCCGGCUGGAGCCUUCAUAUAAUAGAGCCUACAACCGUUUGGCAACAAUAUAUUUCAGAUUGGGAGAAGCAGAAAAAGCACUGGAUUGCAAUCAGUCAACCUCAGAUGCUGAUUCUGUACUUGUUUUUCAAGCUCAUGCUCUUCAAAAUCACCUGAACAAAUGCAUUGAAGCCCGGAAAGUCAAUGAAUGGAGUGUUAUACUGAAGGAAACACAGUCUGCAAUAUCCUUGGGUGCUGAUUCAGCCCCACAGGUCUAUGCUUUACAAACUGAAGCCUUGCUGAAGCUCCUAAGAUAUCAAGAGGCAUAUACCAUCUACGAGAAAAUGCCAAAAUUUUCACUUGAUUGGUGUAACAAGAUAUUUGGCCUGGAUCGGAGUGCUUACCUGUAUAUGAUAGGCGCACAGGUUUACUUAGCAGCCGGCAGAUUUGAGGAUGCUGUGACAGCAGCUCAGCAAGCAGCUAAAGUUGAUCCAAGCAAUAGAGAGGUGAAUGCAGUGGUAAGAAGGGCAAGAGCAGCGACAUCAGCUAGAAUGAGUGGAAACUUGUUCUUCAAGGGAUCAAAAUUCAUGGAAGCAUGUGCAGCAUACAAUGAAGGACUAGAGCAUGAUCCACACAACUCAGUUCUGCUAUGCAACAGAGCAGCAUGUCGUUCUAAGCUAGGCCAAUAUGAAAAAGCAAUUGAAGACUGUAAUGAAGCACUUAUAGUUCAGCCAUGUUACAGCAAAGCAAGGUUAAGAAGGGCAGAUUGCAAUGCGAAGAUGGAAAGAUGGGAAUCUGCCAUUCAAGACUACGAAAUGCUAAUAAGAGAAAAGCCAGGGGAUGAGGAAGUGGCUAGGGCUUUGUUUGAGGCCCAGCUCCAACUCAAGAUGCUACGUGGUGAAGAUAUUAAGGACUUGAAAUUUGGUUCAAAUUUGGUUUUCAUCUCAAGUAAUGAUCGAUUCAGACAUUAUGUAACCUCACCUGGGAUGGCUGUGGUGCUCUUUAGCAGCAAGGCAACGCAUAAGCAAGUGUUGCUGGUUUUGGAGCAAACCAGCAAGAGAUUCCCAUCAGUUAAUUUCCUUAAGGUGGAGAUUGAAGACCACCCAUACUUGGCAAAAUCAGAAGGAGUGACCUCUAUUCCAGCCUUUAAAAUAUACAAGAACGGAUCAAGGGUUAAAGAAAUUUCAGGCAACAACCACGAGUUGUUAGAAAGAUCAGUUAAAUUGUACAGCAGCUGA
Gastrolobium bilobum is the source of this 2028-nucleotide messenger RNA. RefSeq names its product TPR repeat-containing thioredoxin TTL1-like. The record is from RefSeq and is a predicted model, not a curated record. The coding region runs from base 1 to 2028 and encodes 675 amino acids. The transcript is spliced from 8 exons. Gene Ontology annotation, cellular component: cytoplasm. Lineage: Eukaryota; Viridiplantae; Streptophyta; Magnoliopsida; Fabales; Fabaceae. Gene Ontology annotation, molecular function: protein binding.